CUCUACCUAUCCAUCGUCCUAGCUAUCUCACGUAGUCUCCCUCUCCCGGUCUUCGCGACGACGCUAGCUUUACACGUUCGUGAUAAUGGCGGCGCUGCUGCUGCUGGCGGCGGCGAUGGUGGUGGUGGUGUUCGCGCACGCGGCGGCGGCGCAGCGGUACAAUGCUAUCUACAGCUUCGGCGACUCCAUCUCCGACACCGGCAACCUCUGCGUCGGCGGCUGCCCGUCGUGGCUCACCACCGGCCAGCCCCCCUACGGCAAGACCUUCUUCGGCCGCCCCACCGGCCGCUGCUCCGACGGCCGCGUCGUCGUCGACUUCCUCGCUGAGCACUUUGGGCUGCCGCUGCCGCCGGCGUCGAAGGGCGGCGGCGACUUCAAGAAGGGGGCGAACAUGGCGAUCAUCGGCGCCACCUCCAUGGACGCCGCCUUCUUCAAGUCCAUCGGCCUCAGCGACAAGAUUUGGAACAAUGGCCCCCUCGACACCCAGAUCCAGUGGUUCCGUCAGCUCCUCCCCUCCGUCUGCGGCAACGAUUGCAGGAGCUACCUGUCCAAGUCGCUGUUCGUGGUGGGCGAGUUCGGCGGCAACGACUACAACGCGCCGCUCUUCGCCGGCCGCGCCAUGACGGAGGUCAGGGACUACGUGCCACAGGUCGUCAGCAAGAUCAUCCGUGGCCUCGAGACAUUGAUCAGGAUGGGCGCGGUGGACGUGGUGGUGCCAGGGGUUCUACCCAUCGGGUGCUUCCCGAUCUACCUGACGCUCUAUGGCACAUCCAACGGUGCAGACUACGAUCGCAAUGGUUGCCUCAAGAGCUACAAUAGCCUCUCCUCCUACCACAACACGUUGCUCAAGAGAAGCCUCUCCAACCUCCAGAGGACGUACCCACAUGCCAGGGUCAUGUACGCUGAUUUCUACUCGCAGGUCACUGCUAUGGUCCGCUCUCCCCAAAACUUCGGGCUGAAAUACGGGCUGAAGGUGUGCUGCGGGGCGGGAGGGCAGGGGACGUACAACUACAACAACAAAGCGCGGUGCGGCAUGUCCGGGUCCAGCGCCUGCGCCGACCCGGCCAACUACCUCAUCUGGGACGGCAUCCACCUUACCGAGGCCGCCUACCGCUCCAUCGCCGAUGGCUGGCUCAAGGGCCCCUACUGCAACCCUCCCAUCCUCCACUGAUUUAUUAAUCCUACAUGUAUAAUAUCUGCAGAGAGAUGAGAUGUGACCCAAUUAAUUGUGCACUGUUUGCUUAAUUAGGCCGAAGUGUGUGUUUGUAUUUGUGUGUGGGUUAAUUAAUAUUUGUUCAUGGGGUUUACUUAAUUAGAGUUUGGUUGUGAUUUGGAGAGGGUGAUUUUAAGCCUGAUGAUGUAUUUAGUUGGGGAUCGAAUCAAACUGAUCCAAGUGAAUAAUGAAGCUCAAACAAGGGCUUUUCCAUUUUAGUUUCA
This is a messenger RNA of Oryza sativa Japonica Group (Japanese rice), 1437 nucleotides long. Its product is annotated as GDSL esterase/lipase At5g45910. Gene Ontology annotation, molecular function: hydrolase activity, acting on ester bonds. The record is from RefSeq and is a predicted model, not a curated record. Lineage: Eukaryota; Viridiplantae; Streptophyta; Magnoliopsida; Poales; Poaceae.